AUGUCGGAACUAGUAUCAUUCAAGGUCAUCAUCAUUGGCGCAGGCCUUGCAGGCGCCUUGCUCGCCAAUGGGCUUCUCAACCACAAUAUCUCCUUCACGGUCUAUGAGCGAGAUUCUGAAAACAGCAAGCGAGAAGGAUACCAAAUCCGCCUGGGGGACUCCGCUAUUACGGGUUUUAAAGCGUGUCUAGACGACGAAAGUUUCAAAGCUAUCAUUCAAAAAUUUGGGCAGUCUGCAACUUCUGGGGCCGUAGCGCCAUGCAUCUACUCAACUCGGUUCCAGCCCGUUCUAGAUCUGACCUCGCUACCUACAUACUCGAAAUCCUUCGCGAUCAACCGCGUAGUCUGUCGCAACCUGCUUCUUGAUGCUGUAAAGCCGGGCGGAAAUAUACACUAUGAAAAGGCAUACUCGUCUCAUGAGAUAAUCCGCGACGCUUCUACUGGCAACGAGAGGGUAAAGGUUCUCUUUGCUGACGGCACGUCCGAUGAAUGUGAUAUCAUGAUCGGAGCCGAUGGUAGCGGCUCUAGAGUCAACAAAACACUUGGUCUAAACAAUCUGGUCGAUAUUGACACACAUUGGUCUUUCUUAGCCAAAGGAAACCUUCCUAGGGAUAGACUCAAUGAGUUGCCCGCUCAGCUUCAGAAAGGACCGCUUCUGGUAUUCUCGAAAGGGGUGUCCUUCUUCUACUCCUUAUACUUGCCUCCGACAUACAAUGAUACUAAUUCGGCGAACAAACAAAUAUCCUACGAUGAAGAAGCUGCGUCUUUCUACUGGGGUUUGAAUAUUCCCAAGGUUCUAUCAACAAAAUAUCAAAACUAUGCGGAUAUUCCGGACCGUCUUAGGUUCUGUCUCGACUUUAUCCACGACUGGGCACCCGAAUUUAAAACGUUGCUCACGACAGGUCAAGAUGACAAGAAAUUUAGCGGCAUCUAUGUUACCCCUUUGAGAGCUAGUACCAAACCGGCUAAGAACUGGCGAUCGCGAGUCCAACAAUCGAGAUUGAUAAAGACAGAGGAAGGUCACCCUCGAGUAUGGCUUUUGGGUGAUGCAAUGCACGCGAUGCAACCAAACCGGGGCAUGGGUGGAAACCAAGCAAUGCACGACUGCGCCGAGAUGCUCCCAUACCUAGUCGAGCUAAAUGAUAUUGCGAAGGGUGGAAGGCAACCCACAGCCGAGGAGAUCUCGUUUGCAUGUAAUAAAUAUGAGGUAGUGAUGAUUGACCGGGCUUUCAACUGGGUUUCCAAAAGUGGUGGAAUCUCGAUGCCGGUAGGUGACUCCCGUUAUGAAAUCUCCAAAGCGGUGAAAGCUAUCUGA
Molecule: messenger RNA, 1314 nt
Organism: Talaromyces amestolkiae
Lineage: Eukaryota; Fungi; Ascomycota; Eurotiomycetes; Eurotiales; Trichocomaceae
Exons: 4
Coding region: 1-1314 (437 amino acids)
Molecular function (GO): FAD binding
Source: RefSeq, a predicted model, not a curated record